This is a messenger RNA of Ceratitis capitata (Mediterranean fruit fly), 1595 nucleotides long. It is a transcript of the gene Pli, whose product is annotated as protein pellino. Gene Ontology annotation, biological process: regulation of Toll signaling pathway; protein polyubiquitination. The annotation marks the transcript as partial. The transcript is spliced from 8 exons. Gene Ontology annotation, molecular function: ubiquitin protein ligase activity; protein binding. Lineage: Eukaryota; Metazoa; Arthropoda; Insecta; Diptera; Tephritidae. The record is from RefSeq and is a predicted model, not a curated record.
CACCGACGGCACAGAAUCCCCCAUAUUAGCCGAAGCUGAUGCAGAUGGCCACGACAAACCACGAGUGCGAUAUGGCGAACUAGUUAUACUUGGUUAUAAUGGCUAUUUACCACAAGGUGAUCGCGGUCGUAGGCGUUCAAAAUUCGUUCUAUACAAACGUACAGAACCGAACGGUGUUAAACGUUCCAAACACUAUAUCGUCCAAUCGCCACAGACAUCGAAAGCUAUCUUAGAUGCCAAUCAACAUUCAAUAUCUUAUACAUUAUCACGUAAUCAAGCUGUCAUUGUUGAAUAUAAGGAGGACACGGAAACGGAUAUGUUUCAGGUUGGCCGUUCGUCAGAGUCCCCCAUUGAUUUCGUGGUUAUGGACACAUUGCCAGGUGAUAAAAAAGAUGCUAAAGUCAUGCAAAGUACAAUAUCACGUUUCGCAUGUCGAAUAUUGGUGAAUCGAUGUGAGGCAUCCAAGGCGCGAAUAUUUGCUGCGGGCUUUGAUUCGAGUAGAAAUAUUUUUCUGGGCGAGAAAGCCACCAAAUGGCAGGAUAAUGUCGAAAUCGAUGGGCUCACCACCAAUGGUGUCCUCAUCAUGCAUCCAAAGGGUCAGUUUUGUGGCGGUAAUGCUAAGUGCGGUCUCUGGCGUGAAUGUUCGGUUGGUGGCGAUGUGUUUAGUCUGCGUGAAUCGAGAUCGGCACAACAAAAGGGACAGCCGAUUUACGACGAGUCCAAUGUGCUACAAGAUGGCACACUAAUUGAUUUAUGUGGUGCAACGUUGCUCUGGCGCUCAGCCGAUGGUCUACAGCAUUCACCGACCAAACGCGAUUUGGAAAAAUUAAUUGAUGAAAUCAAUGCUGGCCGUCCACAAUGUCCGGUCGGUUUGAAUACCCUAGUUAUACCGAGGAAAGUGAAUAUUGGUGAUCAAGUGAAUCAGCCUUAUGUGUACUUAAAUUGUGGUCAUGUUCAAGGUCAUCACGAUUGGGGUCAGGAUAAGAGUACUGGCGCCCGUCGUUGUCCCAUGUGCCUCGAAGUUGGUCCGGUUGUUACACUUUGUAUGGGCUUGGAACCGGCCUUUUAUGUUGAUGUCGGUGCACCUACAUUCGCUUUUAAUCCGUGUGGUCACAUGGCGACUGAGAAGACAGUCAAGUACUGGGCCAAUGUUGACAUACCACACGGCACGAAUGGGUUUCAAGCGGUUUGUCCUUUCUGUGCGACACCAUUGGAUGGUUCAUCUGGUUAUAUUAAGUUGAUUUUCCAAGAUAAUUUAGAUUAAAUUAGCAUUAAACUCUAGUAGUCUCUAUAUUAUAUAUCUAUAUAUAAUUAAUUGUAAACAACAACAAUAACAACAUGAAAAAAAUGUGUGUGUAUGUAUUUUGCAAAUGCCCGCAAUGUGCUACUGUUGCACUUUAACAGCUGUUUUAUAUAAUUACGCAUACCCACAUACAUACAUAAUACAUACCAACAUAAUACCUAUAAUUAAGUAAGCAUGCAACAUUACAAUACGAAACAGCUAAAACGCUGCGUAUGAAGAGCAUUUCACAAAAAACAUUUAAAUGAAUAGCGUUAAGAAAUGCCACUAUAUAAAUAUAUAUAUAUAUAAUAUU